AUAUUAAUUUUAGAAUUUUUUAUCUCAACAGUCGACAUGAAGGAAAUCAAGGAAGAGAAUAAUAGUAACAAUAUCAGUAGCAGCAAUAAUGAAAUGAAAAAACGCUCUAUGAAGUGGACUGCCGUUCUAUUUUAUAUCUAUCUUCACGUUUUUGGAGUUGUUGGAUUAUAUUUUCUAUUUAUCAAAGUGAAAUGGAUGACGGUAUUCUACUUUAUAUUUCUCGUCACAAGUAGUUCCAUUGGACUAACCGCGGGUGCUCAUAGAUUGUAUGCACAUCAAACAUUUGUUGCCACAUCGCAACUCAGAUUGUUCAUAAUGCUUGCACAUACUAUCGCAGGCGUGGGUUCGAUAUACAACUGGGUAUUUUGGCACAGAAUGCAUCAUAAAUAUUACGGUACUGAAAAAGAUCCGUAUAAUCAUAAGAGAGGUUUCUUUUAUUCUCACGUGGUCAGUAAUCUCUUGUCAGCACCUUCUGAUUUGAAAAAAUACGCGAGAGACAUUGAUAUGCGCGAUGUGGACAUGGAUGGAUAUAUUUGGACACAACAAAAGUUCUACUGGAUACUUUUCAUCGUGCUUGGAUUUCUGUUGCCUAUCCACGUGGCUGUAGUAUAUUUGGAUGAAUCAUAUACAAAUUCGUUUUUGAUUAUUGGCGCAGCACGAUUACUAUUAACAACAAAUAUUUCUUGGCUUGUGAACAGCGCCUUGCUGGUCUGGGGCCUGAAGGAAGGGGACAAAUUUCCGGUUGACGACAAUUCUGUUUUUUUCCUGUCGAAGUCUUACUGGUUAAAUUACCAUUACAUGUUGCCAUGGGACUGGAAGAAUGAUGAAUUUGGGGCUUACGAAACAGGAUUCAUCACAUUCACUAUCAAAAUAUGGCGCGAGCUUGGUCUUAUUAAUCAAUUGAGGACUGCUACCUGCAAUGAUGUGCGAGAAGCUCUUUACAAAGUAGCCUCAUCGGAGAUGACAAUGGAUGAAGCUUUGGCGGAGGUAAAACGGAAUGCAGAAGAAACCGCUUAUAAAGAGAAAUUGAUAUAUCGUCAUUAGAAAAAUUAAUUUACAAAGAAAUCAAAUGCAAUUUAAUGUAUUAUAUAUACAGGUUAUCCCAAAA
Molecule: messenger RNA, 1108 nt
Organism: Cyphomyrmex costatus
Lineage: Eukaryota; Metazoa; Arthropoda; Insecta; Hymenoptera; Formicidae
Product: acyl-CoA Delta(11) desaturase
Exons: 5
Coding region: 37-1044 (335 amino acids)
Biological process (GO): unsaturated fatty acid biosynthetic process
Cellular component (GO): endoplasmic reticulum membrane
Molecular function (GO): iron ion binding; stearoyl-CoA 9-desaturase activity
Source: RefSeq, a predicted model, not a curated record